Messenger RNA from Daldinia caldariorum, 1152 nucleotides. RefSeq lists its product as uncharacterized. Bases 1 to 1152 code for a protein of 383 amino acids. The record is from RefSeq and is a predicted model, not a curated record. The transcript has 2 exons. NCBI's taxonomy places the organism in Eukaryota, Fungi, Ascomycota, Sordariomycetes, Xylariales, Hypoxylaceae.
AUGCAACGAACUGAUAGUCCACAGUCGCUGGCAGACCGGAUUAACCAUCCAGGCCGGCGCAGAAGUUCCUGGGUCCCCGCUACUGUAAGGCAAGCAGAGUCCUACGAUUCGAUCCCCGCCAUGGGGUUCGAAAGCGGCCACGCAAGGAGGCUGAAUCUUCAGGAGCUCGGACAAGGAAAUCCGUCCGUCCCCAGCCAGCCAACAAUCCAACCACAACCACAGCAACAAUAUCGGCACAGCUUUGCUGAGCCCCAAACACUCAGCGGGGUUCCUGACCUCGCCGAAUCCGGUGGGUACAUUACCUCCCAGAUAAGCAGACCCGAGGAUCCAGAGAGAUUCGCCAAUUUCGGAAACGGGCGACCGGACACGGAUCAUCGGGACUCUACCCUGAGACCAGGUUUCCUGCGUAUGUUGGAAACGCCAAGCAACCGUGCCGCCGAGCCCACCGUCGCCCCGCGCACGUCGGACAGACUCAUCGUGGGGAACAUGCCGUACGGGCCCUCGCAGGCCGGCGGCCCCUGGAAUAGACAGUGGAAGCAGACGGACAAUAUUCCCGCCGUGUAUUUCCCGCCUCUUGGCCGCGAGGCCUUCCUCGACGCUGCUGCGCACAGGUUCCAAGCUGCGCAAGCAGUUCCGGUUCCGGUUCCGUCGUCCUCCUCCUUUCCCGCCGUCUUCGUCCCGCCGGUCCGAGCCCCCUCGCUUAGCCAGAACACCUUUAUUCCGGUUACGACAGCAAAAGCAACAGCAACAAGAAGGGCCGGCUCGUCUUCGGAUAGCGGUUCAGGAACACCGGAUCCCGAGGUUCUCGCCACACCUGCCGGAGGGCCCCAGCCUAGCGCGGCCAACGUCCAUGCUCAUGCUGGCGCUUCGCGGGGUGACGGGGUGCCGCGAGAGGUUGGGGAGCUAUCGGAUUGGUCCGAGUGGUUGAGCUCCGAGGCAGGCGACGGAAACCUCCAGACUGACGUCGUCGAAGGUAGUGGUGCUGGUGCUGGACUUAAUGGCAGCGGGCAUCGUACGCCUAUUCUUAUCACCGUCUCGGUAUCGAUCGACUUCGACAAUAGCGACUUCGAUGUUCGGGGCUACAACGUCACUACGAGACCACGAGUUCUUCGGGAGGCGGAGAGUAGGAUAACGGUAUGCGAUGAUGACUGA